This is a messenger RNA of Penicillium canescens, 960 nucleotides long. RefSeq names its product NADP-dependent oxidoreductase domain-containing protein. Lineage: Eukaryota; Fungi; Ascomycota; Eurotiomycetes; Eurotiales; Aspergillaceae. The record is from RefSeq and is a predicted model, not a curated record. Bases 1 to 960 code for a protein of 319 amino acids. The transcript is spliced from 3 exons. Gene Ontology annotation, molecular function: aldose reductase (NADPH) activity. Gene Ontology annotation, cellular component: cytosol.
AUGAAUACCCUUAAGUUAGCGAGUGGCACCCAGAUGCCAUUGAUUGGAUUUGGGCUCUGGAAGGUCCCGAAAGAAAGUUGCGCGGAUGUCGUAUAUAAUGCCAUCAAAGCCGGAUAUCGCCUGUUUGAUGGUGCGAGUGACUACGGCAAUGAACAGGAGGCAGGACAUGGAGUGACACGAGCGAUCCAGGAUGGUUUAGUCAGAAGAGAGGAGCUGUUCAUCGUGUCCAAACUGUGGAAUACCUUUCACGAAGCGAGCCAAGUGGAGCAGGUAGCGCGCAAGCAACUAGCAGAUUGGAACGUGGACUACUUUGAUCUGUACUACAUGCACUUUCCCAUUGCAUUGGAGUAUGUGGAUCCUGUAGUUCGCUAUCCUCCUGGGUGGUUCUUCGAUGGAACCAGCAACCUACGGCCUAGCACUGCAAGUAUCCAGGAAACGUGGCAGGCAAUGGAAAAACUGGUUGAGCACGGCCUGGCGAAGGAGCUAGGAAUUGCGAACUUUUCCGGAUCUUUGGUUAUGGAUCUUUUGCGAUAUGCACAAAUUCGGCCUGCUGUUUUGCAGAUUGAGCACCAUCCAUAUCUCACGCAGACGCAGUUGAUCCAAUUUGCACAGGCCGAGCAGAUCACGGUCACUGCGUUCUCAUCAUUUGGGCCCCAAUCUUAUUUGCCAUUGAACAACUUCAAGACCAAAUCAGUUACUUCUCUUUUGGAACAUCCGACCAUCUUGACAGUUGCAGAGAAACAUGCCCAGGCGCCAUCGCAGGUACUGCUCCGAUGGGCAACACAGCGGGGAGUUGCCACCAUUCCCAAGAGCACGAACCCCGACCGGAUGACGCUCAAUUUACAAUCAAAUUUUUUCGACCUGGACAAGGAGGAUAUCCGGACGAUCAGUGCGCUGAAUAUAGGUUUGAGAUUCAAUGACCCUAUGGAUUUUGUUUCUACCUUUCCAAUCUUUGCAUAA